GAGGGUAUCCUCGGCAGCAUCCUCCUGCCUAGCUUUCAUAUAUCUAUGCUGUCUGUCGACGACCACAUCAACAGGAAAUAUGCCUUCAAGGUCAGUACUUGUUUUCAUUCUUUUGUCAUAUUGUCGUUUGGCUACAGUGGUUGAUUAUUUUUAUUUGGUGUCUGAGAUUCCCGAGUUAAGGGGAAACGAGUGAGAGAUUCAUUAGGAGGUGAAAAUGUGAGUUUUUUUGAUAUAUAAAAAAAAAAAAUGCGAGAACAAGAAGAAAAUAGUUAGUUUAGUCAAGGAUUAAGAGGGAAGAGAAAAUGCAGUUUUUUUCUGGUGUGUGCUACCACUACUUUAAGCAUUGUUAGUAAGCUAAGAGUUUAGUCUUGGUCAAAGAGAGGAAAAAUAAGGCUGUUUUAUCUGCUGCUACUGCUAUAGAGUAUUGGUAGUAAGCAGCAGGAACCGCAUUCAGCUCUAGAGCCUGCAAGUCCAGUGGCAGCCAGUCCUAUUUAAUUUUAUGGCAUCUCUCUCGGUGCUGUGGCUUUCUCUCUGGUCGGGUUCCUUUCCAAAGCCACAGAGAGAGACGAGGGUUCGGCUCAGCCCUGCAAAACAGCACAGCCACACAGAUGCCCAGGAGUCUUCCCAAGGUCUCUCUAACCAACCACACAUACUCAGUUUCCAUAUCCUCAGAGAGAGAAGGAGGGAGGGAGACAGAUCAUGGAGGAAGGAAAAUGAAGGGGGAGGAGGAAGAAAACUGUGCAUGACCCCUGUAGAUUUUAGGAUUAAUAAUAAUAGCAAUAUUUUACAUAACUCAAAGGAAAUGGAAUGAUGUUAACUCAACAUUAUGCCAAUCAUUUUAAACUCUCCAUAUUCCUGUCUCUUGUGGCAAACAUGGUAGUUUCAUAAGCCUCACUGACUGUUCAUUCCUCACGGACUUUUGUUACAAAUACAUUUUUGGAUGACACAGGAAUGGCUGCCUUUAGUCUUCAAUCCCUGGUAAACAGAAUACUGUCUUUCUCUCUCUGCUGUCUCCUUCUUCCAUGCACACACUAACAAUGCCUUUGUUUGUCUACUGCGAGCGGGUUUUGAGUGAGGAGAAUUAGCAGCCUGUUUACCAGUCCAAGUGUUGCAUGGUCUCUUCUCUUCAACUCUGAUCUGGCAGGCGACACAUCCCAACAUGCGAACGUACUACUUUUGCACAGACGCAGCCAAAGACAUGGAGUCAUGGAUGAAGGUGAUGACAGAUGCUGCCCUGGUGCACUCAGAGCCUAUCAAGAGCAGGUUAAUAAAAGUAGAACAGUGCCGUCCUCAGGACUUCAGUAACCACAUUACCCAGAACCACCGACCAGUCCUAACCCGACCAGUGAUCCAGAACAACAAGCGGAACCAAGCUGAGGCUGAGCAGGAACAGGAGCUUUACACCGUUGCUGCCAUAACCACGGUAUCCUCCACCGAGGAGAAGGGGAACAGGAAGCAGUGUGACGCGGAGCGCUACGGUUUCCAGAAAGAAGGAGCAGAGAGAGACCGUCCACUUACUAAGAUCAACAGCAUCAAACCUCAGCCGGACCAGGCAGCAGCUGUUGCUGCUAACAUCAGAGAUGGAUCCCCACAACAGGCAGACACACCAGACGGGCUCUACAGAUCCCCACAGGUGAAUGGGUCCGGGGACCAGAGCCCAGGGGAGAUGAUGGCCCACCACGAGCCCCACCAGAGCCCCUCCAUCUUGGGCAGCAUGACCCCUACCACUCCUACCCCCCAGUACCCCCAGCAAGAGCCUGAGCCCAGGGCCCUGACCAGGACCAGUUCCAUGCAGCAGCUGGAACAGUGGGUCCGCACACAGAGAGUACGCAACCAGGACGACGACACUAGAAGUAUCAUGUCGUACCAGACCCUGCCUAGGAACAUGCCCAGCCACCGGGCACCUCCAGUCAGGCCCCACUGUGGGGACCCUGGCUACCGUACCUUACCCAGGAACAGCAUGGUGCGGCCGGACAGUAUCUGCAGCAUGUCCCCUACCAUAUACGACCAGACCCUAGGCAUGGGACUGGGCCUGGGGAUCUCGCCUGCAGACAAGAUGUGCUCCAUGAGCGACGACACCAUGUGGCAGCUGUACGAGUGGCAGCAGAGAAUGGGCUACACUCCCAGCCCCAGGCCAACGUCGUCCACGCCCGGGCCGUAUGGGACCCUGCCCAGCCCCAAGACCAUGAUCAACUUGUCUGAGCACCAGGGUGACAGUCACCAAUCUAUCCCCCCCUCGCCUUCCCACGGCUCCUUGUCCAUGUACGGAGGCUACUCGCCCCUCCGCUCCUCCUACAACCACAGAUCCACUGGGUCAGAAGUGGGCUUGCCUGUAUACCAGGGGAAUAUCACUAUAGACAGGAGACACAGCAGGACAUCACACCUCAAUAAGUAUGCCUACCCGCCUGACAGUAGGCCAUUGCCAGCUGGGAUCCCUGUCCAAACCAUCACUGCCCAAUCUCUGCAAGUCAAAACAAUGAGCCCAGAGGAAUACGGGGAACACUCCUGCAUGUGCAGGCCGGAGGAAGUCGACAUUGAUUUCAAGCUGAGCAGGUUGUGGAAACAGGACAAGGUUGUCCGGACGCAGGAGGACAAGCUACAGCAGCUACACAGAGAGAAGCAUACCCUGGAGAUGGCCCUGCUGAUAGAGAUGAGCUUUGAAAACCCAGCCACUGUACAUGGUGUCAUCCAGCAGAAUGAAGUGCUACAGAGUGGCCUGCUUAGUACCUGUAGAGAGCUAUUCAGAGUUAACACUGAGUUGGAGUGGUCAUGGAGGAAAUAUGAGAAGAUGGAGAGAGACGUUUCAUUGGCCAAGAACAACCUGCUGGAGCAACUAGAGGCACUGGGAAGCCCUCAGAUGGGGCCCCCCAGCCAGCAGCAUGUCCACAUCCAGAAGGAGCUGUGGAGGAUCCAGGACGUGAUGGAAGCCCUCAGCAAGAACAAGGCCCAGAGGAGCUCAGACACACAGGGAUACUAUGGCUCCACACCCAUCUCCAACAAACAGAAGAGUGAAGGUCCAGACUACAGGCUGUAUAAGAGUGAACCAGAGCUCACCACUGUAGCUGAGGUGGAUGAGACCAACGGAGAGGACGGAUCUGAACAGUCUGACAGAGACCCCUCUGACACCAAAGGAUUGUCAUACCCCGUUGGCAUCGUUCCCCCCAGAACCAAAUCUCCCAUAAUACCAGAGUCUUCCACCAUCGCCCCCUGUGUCACGCUGAGGAAGGGCAGGAGGCCAGACCCACACAUGGAGCGUUCCCGCAGUGCAGUAGACCAGCUGUGUAGUGGGCCUGUGGAGAAGGAGAGUGGCAGGCCCAGGAUGAGUGUAGAGGAGCAGCUGGAGAGAAUCAGGAAACACCAACAGUGGGCGCUAAGAGAGAAGACGAAGGGGCUUCACAUCAUGGUGAUCAACAGCCCACAGCAGGGACAGCGAGGCCUGCAGGACAACAACACACACAGCCAUCCACACAGUAACACACCAACACCCUCACGAAGCACCUCGUUCACCAAAGAGAACCCCUUGCAUAGCCUACAGAACCGUCGUCAGCGUGACGAGGUGAUGAGCAGUGACAUCCUGGAGCUGGAGGCGUCACUCAGAGAACAGGAAGUGUUCAGAGAGCAGGAGACACCUGCCGAGGAAAUAGCACGACUCAAAGAGGCCUCGCACACUGACCACUACAACAUGGACAGAGAGUUGUCAGUCCCUGAGAAGGUGUUGAUUCCAGAGCGUUAUGUAGAGUCAGAUCCAGAGGAGGCUCUCAGCCCAGAGCAGGAGGCUGGCAAACAGAAGAAGGUGGACCGUAUUAAAUCCCUCAUCGCCAAAAACAGUAUGCAGAAUGUGCUCUCACCUCCCAGUGGGGUGCUGAGCCCAGAGGAGGAGGCUACAGCUCAAGAGCAGGAGAAGAUGAUCAACAUCUCCUAUGACCUGGCUGCUGAGGCUUCCAAACGCAGCAAGCUGGUCGCAGUGCACAGCUUGUCCUCCUCACCUUGUCCUGAACCCCUUCCUCAUCUCCACCUCGUAACACACAACCACCACCCCAGCUCACUGAUGGGUCCCACUUCAUGUGUGUGUAAUAGGAGUGGCAUCAGUAAUUGUGUGUAGGAUUGCCCCCCAGGCCCUGGCUUCAGUGAAGACCUACAGGUGAGAGAUGUGACACAGAGAGAUGAGGAGGCUCCUGUUUGCUGUAAAGAAGACCUCUACACAAGGACAUGAUACACCCAGCACAAAGUGUAGACCAAGAUAACUGUACUCGACAGACAGAUAGUUGGACCACGCCAUGAGCUGGGCCUUAUAUGCUGUCUGCUCAAUCUAUGCCUCACUGUGACAUCACAUCCUCCUGUGCCAUGGCGUCACUUCCUGUGAUGUCAUCACCCUUUAACGUCAUCACCACAAUCUCCCCUUGCCCCAUGGGAUCACAACUUUGCAAAAAAAAAAACAAUAAUAAGGCAUCGAUACUGUUGUUUGCUGUUAAAUAAAUAAAAAAAUAAAUAUA
Molecule: messenger RNA, 4493 nt
Organism: Oncorhynchus masou masou (cherry salmon)
Lineage: Eukaryota; Metazoa; Chordata; Actinopteri; Salmoniformes; Salmonidae
Product: pleckstrin homology domain-containing family A member 5-like
Exons: 20
Coding region: 1160-4102 (980 amino acids)
Cellular component (GO): cytosol
Molecular function (GO): phosphatidylinositol-4-phosphate binding; phosphatidylinositol-5-phosphate binding; phosphatidylinositol-3,5-bisphosphate binding
Source: RefSeq, a predicted model, not a curated record